Molecule: messenger RNA, 1481 nt
Organism: Folsomia candida
Lineage: Eukaryota; Metazoa; Arthropoda; Collembola; Entomobryomorpha; Isotomidae
Product: small integral membrane protein 14
Exons: 4
Coding region: 198-488 (96 amino acids)
Cellular component (GO): endoplasmic reticulum
Source: RefSeq, a predicted model, not a curated record
GUGGUGGUGCUGCGACAUAAAUAUGCCACUCGUAGUCAAUUGUAUCCCCUUCCUCAGCACAGCAACAACACAACCUGCUCCCACUUUUUGAGAGCAAUUGUUUUCAUUCCACUUUUCCUCCAGGACUUGGUCAGCAAACAUAAUUGGUGGUGGAAUCGGAUUGUUUGUGAGAAGAAAAUAUUCCAAUUGAAGCCGAGAUGGACGGUGCUGGAGAUUUUGACCCUUGCGAAUGUGUAUGGAGUCAUGAGUUGGCGACUCGUCGGUUGAUCAACAUGAUUCGGCAGCAGCAGGACUACUGUACCGACAGUGAGUGUUUCACUGAAGGUCAACCACCCAACGGGGACCAGUCAACCGCAGUAUUUUUCAUUGGAAUUUGGUUUCUAAUUGCAAUGGUGCUCUUCUUUCUCCGGCCUCGAAGUGCUGUUCCUACUGAAAAGAACCGAGAUCAAUUGGGAUCUCACUAUGAACCUCCUUCACCAACUAUUUGAUUAACACGCACAACCGACUUACAUCCCACGCUAGCAAUGAUCGACUAAUUCUUUCCUGGAACAGACUUGUUACUACCACUAAUCUACGUUCAACCAUACGUGAAAACAAAUGAAAUGUACCCUCAACAAAAUAGCAAACCUCACUUCCAAUUCAUGUACCAGUAUCGUUUUGUCUACAAAAAAUUAUACUAUUUGGAAAGUAUCUAUAUAUAUUUUAUUAUCAAUUAAUCGGCCGUCGACAUAUUCAACAUAUUACUAACUGUGGUUGUUGUAUCAUCUUUCGACUGUGAUGGUGAUUAUUGUCGUACUGUAUAAAUUAAAUAAACGUUUAUUGCAAGGCCGCGUAGUUUAUUUUAUAAUAUAUAGUUACUGUAUACCAAAUUUCUAUAAAUUUUAAUUACGGAAGGGAUGUAAUAUUGUGGCAGUAUCGCAUGCGUAAUAUAACAAUCCAGCAAUUCAUAAUUUCAACAAGAAUAAUACUGCUCGAAGAGUCAUUUGAAUUUUUUUUAUUAGACACAUUCACCCCAAGACUUAAUAUUAAGAAAUAUUUGACUUAAGAAAAACUUGCCGUGUCUUGAAAUGUUAGUUCCAGCAGUAAAAACAAUCCAUAUGUACCAUAAAUCGUAUCGUAUCGUAUGUGUGGAAAACACUUGGUAUUGAAUAAUAAUUUUCUCCGAUUUUGGUCGAUUUGUGUGUGUCCGGGUGGAGCAUACAAGAUGUGAUGGUAGAAGUUUUAAUUAUGAAGUAUAAAAGUGUGAGUGAAUAUCUCUUACAUUCGGAUUAUCAACGUUAUUUUCCCACAGGAAUUAUUGCAAUCAAUAUUAAUCGUCGUUCACAAUUCAAUCCAUUUAUGUUACCCUGUCGCUCGUUUUUUGUUUCGCAAAUGCAAUCCGCAGAUUUUAUAUGUUUCGUUAUGUACCACUAUGAAAAUGAGAUUGUUUGAAUAAUGAAUUAAAGUACAAUAAUAAUAAUAAAAAUAAGUAUUUGUGUAAA